GGUGGCGACCCGUCCACCGGUCAACUGGCGCUCAAUUGUCUCCUAUUGGUCAGCUGUGCGGCCACUGAACGCCAAUUGGACGCCGCGCUCACCGACGCCCUGAUCGCCGAGACUCAGCUCAUUGUACACAUGAUUAGUGACAUACUGUGCGGCGAACCCGACGACCAGUACUUCGGCAUUUUGGUCAAUCUCACCCGAUAUGAGUCCACUGUUCAACAGAUCUACAAACUGUGUCCCAAAGACUUUCUCCACAAACUGUCCACUCUAUUGGAGGCCAAUGAGUUGGUCUCCGCACUCAUCGCGAACCUCAGCCAACUGGAGGACGUGCGACAGGCGUUGGCCGCCGACCACCCGUCCCAAUACGUGCCGCAACUGUUCGCCGCUUACGACCGGUGCCCCACUCGGCCGCAGGUGCGCAACGCCAUCGUCUGUGUGGUGCGGAACUGUUGCUUCGACACCGAUCUUCACCCGAAACUGCUGGACCCGCGCAAUGAGCUGCUCGUGAGGCUAUGCCUACCCGUCGCCGGCGCCGAAGAGUUGUCCGACGAGGACAACGCCAAACUGCCCAUCGAUUUGCAAUAUUUAGGCGCCGAUAAGCGCCGCGAAGAGGACCCAGAGAUACGCAAACUGUUGAUGGAGGCGCUGCUGAUGCUGUGCUCGACCCGAUUCGGCCGUGAGGUGAUCCGCGACCACAAUAUAUACGUCAUUCUUCGCGAGUAUCACAAGUGGGAGAAAGUGAGAGAAGUGCAGAAGGCGUGCGAAGACGUGGUCGACAUUAUCAUCAAAACCGAGGACGAGAUCGACGUCGACGACAUCAAACGGGUCGACAUUCCCGACGAUUUGAUCGAACGGUUCAAUCAAAUGGACAAAGACUUACUCAAAGAGGACACCGAUGAGGAAGAAGACAAGGCU
Messenger RNA from Medioppia subpectinata, 912 nucleotides. The record is from the annotation of a GenBank genome assembly. NCBI's taxonomy places the organism in Eukaryota, Metazoa, Arthropoda, Arachnida, Sarcoptiformes, Oppiidae.